Molecule: messenger RNA, 648 nt
Organism: Kwoniella botswanensis
Lineage: Eukaryota; Fungi; Basidiomycota; Tremellomycetes; Tremellales; Cryptococcaceae
Exons: 1
Coding region: 1-648 (215 amino acids)
Source: RefSeq, a predicted model, not a curated record
AUGACAAGCCUUGUGCAAUUUCCUACGUCAAUAAACCACCAUCCGACUUCACCACCUGACGAGUUACUGCAAACUCCUUCUGAGGAAUCACCUCGACAUCCACCCCAAGCAGGGGAAGAAAUUUCCAGUUCUAUAGGUGUGAUUCGACGAACUACCAUCCCAUUCUUAGCCAGAAAUCGAUUCUCUCGAUUCAUCACUUCCCCAUCCCCUUCCCCCUCACCUAAAAUUGGGGAUGUUCCCUUUCCCCGACAACCCAAUACUCCGUCUCCUGCACCAUCCAUAUCGCUCUCCCACCUAGAAGGACACCUAGACGGCAAACAUACUUCCUCGAAUGAAUCGUAUGCUCUAAGUAAUGAUCCAGCUUUGAUGGAUUUCUUCAAAGGUUCUCUGGAAGUUACCCCUCUACCUCAAUUUGAAGAUAAUGAUUCUCAAAGUUACUUUGUAGGCUCGGACCAGACUAUCGAAACACCCCAGCAUGCUCGUCAGGAACAGGGAACUUGUCAGGGGUGUGUGAGUGAGACUGAAGCUGGGUGGAGUAGGUCGGGCGUAAGGGGAUGGAGUUUCGUAGGUAAAGCUUGGAGUGAUAUGAUUGAUGAGAUACGGGACGAUAAGGCGCAAAGAGGUGGUUGGGGCUGGUUGACUAUUUAA